AGCAGUCAACACGAUGCGUGAGAUCUCUGCUGGAAAACAAUCAGAUUAAUUUUUUUUUCUUUUCCAUUUUUGUUUUUAUCAAUCAAGGAAGAAACGAUAACUCGGUGAGUUUUGUUUUUGAAUGAAAAUUUGAAUACCAACACAAAUGGCUGCGAAAACUGCAUUUGUUGAAAGUUUCCUGAGUUGCUACGUGUGUUCAGAGACUUUCAGAGAUCCUGUGUCUCUGAGCUGCAACCACAGCUUCUGUUCAAGCUGUCUGAAACAAUCCUGGGAACAAACUGGAAACAAAAACUGUCCCAUUUGUAAGAGAAAAUCCUCAAAAGAUUUCCUGUUUGUGAAUUUUCCACUGAAGGAACUCGCUGACUUCUUUGCUGGGAGACAGAAAUCUGGAUCAUCUGAGACCGAACAAGCAGAGAAGAAGGUGGAGGUGGUGUGUAGUAAACAUCAGGAAGAGUCUAAAUUAUUCUGUGAGGACGAGCAGAGAGCUGUGUGUCCUGUCUGUGAGUCUUGUCUCCAUCAGAGUCACAGGGUGGUUCCUAUAGAACAAGCAGUCAGUGACCUGAAGGAGCAGCUGAAAUCUGACUUAAAGUCUCUGCAGGACAAGAGGGACAAAUACAAACAAGUGGAGGAGACAUACAAUGAAGUGAUUCAACACUCCAAGAAGCAGCUGCUGUCCACAGAGAAGCAGAUCAGAGCAGAGUUCAACAAGCUCCACCAGUUCCUGAAGGAGGAAGAGGAGUCCAGACUGGCAGGUCUGAGGGAGGAAGAGGAGCAGAAGGGGAAGACUAUCAGCAGAGAGAUGAAGAUGAUUCAGGAGCAGAUCUCCUCUCUGUCAGACAGCAUCUCUGCUGUUGAAGAAGACCUGCAGAAACACAACAUGACGUUCCUCAGCAGUUAUAAAGCCACUCAGUCCAGAGCCAGAGUCCAGUGCUCCCUGUCAGAUCCACAGCUGGUCUCAGGAGCGCUCAUAGAUGUGGCCAAACACCUGGGCAACCUGUCCUUCAGAGUCUGGGACAAGAUGAAGGACAAGGUCCACUUCAGUCCUGUCAUUCUGGACCCAAACACUGCAAGCCGCUGGCUCCAUCUGUCUGAUGAUCUGACCAGUGUGAGACAUGGAGGCACAAGCCAGCAGCUUCCUGACAACCCAGAGAGAUUCACUAAGUAUACAAAUGUUCUGGGCUCUGAGGGCUUCAGCUCAGGGAAACACAGCUGGGAGGUGGAGAUGGGAGAUCAUCCUGUCUGGGCUGUAGGUUUGGCCAAAGAAUCAGCUGAGAGGAAGAGGGAGCUAUAUGCUUUACCAAAAUAUGGAGUCUGGUGUUUAACACAUCGCAUUAGAGAACACACGGAGAAGACGAGUCUCCAGAGGAUCAGAGUCCAGCUGGACUAUGACAGGGGGGAGGUGUCCUUCUACAACCCUGAAGACAUGACUCACAUCUACACUUACAAAGACACUUUCACUGAGAAGCUUGUGCCAUUUUUCUGUGUUGGGAAUUCUGGUGAUGCCAAGACUGCUGAUAUCAAAAUCUGUCAAACUGAUGUUUCUCUGUGAUGUUCAGGGAGCUCUGAAUGACUUGUGAUUUAAUGCGAUAGUUUCUUACAAUGUCUGAUGUCAGCAGAGCGGUUGCUUCAGAGAAAAGUGGUACGAUAGAUAAAGACCCUGCAGCCAGAUGACUUCUUUUUAACUCUGGGGACAGACAGGAGCUUUUGUAUGUGUUCUGAGAUCAUAAUGCACAGGCCAAUGAAGUCAGAUAGGUAUGAAGGUCUCGGGGUCUUGCUCACGAGUGAGGGAAGAUGGGAGGGUGAGAUUGACAGGCGGAUUGGUGCAGCGACAGCAGUAAUGAGGUCGUUGUAGAGGGAGCUGAGCCGUAGGGUGAAGGUCUCACCCUCACCCAUGGUCAUGAACUUUGGGUCAUGAUCGAAAGAACGAGAU
This is a messenger RNA of Scatophagus argus, 1930 nucleotides long. Its product is annotated as E3 ubiquitin-protein ligase TRIM35-like. The transcript has a single exon. Gene Ontology annotation, molecular function: protein binding; zinc ion binding. NCBI's taxonomy places the organism in Eukaryota, Metazoa, Chordata, Actinopteri, Scatophagidae. Bases 146 to 1549 code for a protein of 467 amino acids. The record is from RefSeq and is a predicted model, not a curated record.